This is a messenger RNA of Pieris brassicae (large cabbage white), 911 nucleotides long. RefSeq names its product probable H/ACA ribonucleoprotein complex subunit 1 (gene Gar1). Gene Ontology annotation, cellular component: box H/ACA snoRNP complex. Lineage: Eukaryota; Metazoa; Arthropoda; Insecta; Lepidoptera; Pieridae. The record is from RefSeq and is a predicted model, not a curated record. The coding region runs from base 94 to 747 and encodes 217 amino acids. Gene Ontology annotation, biological process: snoRNA guided rRNA pseudouridine synthesis; ribosome biogenesis. Gene Ontology annotation, molecular function: box H/ACA snoRNA binding. The transcript has a single exon.
UCGCGUGUACUCAGUACUGUGUAGUGUGCACCGUUUCGUAAACAACACGAUAAGAGGUUAUUUUACUAACGUAACCUUAAAUUUUUAAAUAACAUGUCUUUUCGUGGUAGAGGAGGUGGAGGAGGAAGAGGUUUUGGUGGUCGUGGAGGAGGAGGUCGCGGUGGCUUCCGCGGAAGAGGAGGAGGCGGCGGCGGUGGAAAUAGAUAUCAAGAUGCUGGUCCUCCUGAAAGUGUGAUCCCUCUGGGCCACUACGGCUGGACUGUGCAAGAUGACCUCGUAUGUAAAGUUGAUAUAGAAGACGUUCCCUACUUUAACGCUCCAAUAUUCUUAGAGAACAAGGAACAGGUCGGCAAAAUCGACGAAAUCUUCGGUAAUCUACGCGACUAUUACGUGUCCGUGAAACUCGGUGAAAAUAUAAAGGCUAAGAGCUUUAAGGAAGGUCAACAAUUCUUUAUUGAUCCUGCAAAAUUGUUACCACUUAAAAGGUUCCUUCCACAACCGCCUGGAGCCAAGCGAGGUGGUGGCGGCCGCGGUGGUAGAGGCGGACGAGGAGGUGGCGGGAACUUUGGACGUGGAGGUCGUGGUGGCGGCUUCGGCAGAGGAGGAGGUGGCGGUCGAGGUGGAGGUUUUAACCGAGGAGGUGGAGGCUUCGGAGGUCGGGGUGGAGGAGGAUUCGGGGGUGGCGGAGGAUUCGGAGGCAGAGGGGGCCGUGGCGGCGGUUUCAGAGGCGGUCGUGGGGGAAGAUAGUGGUGAAAGUAAAACUAUUUUGUUAACAAUGAAGAUUGAGUGUAUGUGGAUAACCUUAGCAGAAUCACCAUAAAAAGAUGUGUGUAAAGCGACAACCUAAAAUUUAAGUAAAAGUUGUAAAGGUUAUUAAGUUUAUCUUGUGGAUAAAUAAAUAGUUUUAAGUU